AUGACAAGACGAAACGCGGAGCAAGAUCGAUUACAGGACAUUCAGAAUCAUGCCGCAAUGCUUUGUGCAGCACCGGAAAUGCUAAGACAAAACGAAAAUCGAAGAAAAAUGCAACAAAGUUCAAAGCUUGUGCCGAUCAUACAGAAUGCUCUGGAAAUGACCAAACAGGACCAACGCAAUGACGAACUCCUGCAAAAUGCAAGGAUGGUAAACACAUCACAAACUGAGCCGGAAGCAACACAACGGAAUAAUGAGCAAGGACUGUUAGCAAACGCAAGAUUAAGAGAGAUGUUACAGAGCGCAUUGAAAAUGACAAGGAGGCAAAACCAUGAUCUAAUUGAACCAGAGCAUGCUAAAGAAGUCGUGAAAAUGCUAAAAGCUGCACUGAAUGUGACAAAACAGAGUCAGCUUCGACGAACGUCAUCAAACAGUGGGAACGCGAUGUUGGAAAUGACAAAAUCGAGUGUGCAACCUGCAGUACCCCCGAAGCAAAAUUCACAGUACCAACAAAUGAAUGACUAUCUACAACGUUAUGACAUGCAAGGUAGAACAGAACUACCAAACAACCUAUCAACUAUACCGCAGUUCAUAUACAAAUGGCAGGAGGAAAGUAUGCCGAUACUGAGCGUGGCUUCAGGGCGAACAAACCAAACCUCUGAGUCUAGAAAAUUACAAAAAAAUCCCAUUGCUAGGCAGAGGUCGGUGGCUCACAUGGAAAUCGUAAAAAGAAAUCAAGAAUCGUCAGGGUUGCGGAGUGGAGUUGAACUGGCACGAAUGUUGCAAGCUGCCCUAGAAAUGACACGACAAAAGGAGUCGCAAGAGAUCUUUCGGGGAAAUCCGUAUGUGGCACUAUUAUUACAAGCUGCUCUGGAAAUGACAAGACAAAACCAACAACCGGAAAUAAUACCACAAAGUAGUAAAUUGGCAGAGUUGUUACAAAUGGCAUUGGAAGUCACCAAAGCAAGUAACCAAUCCCCACAACCGGAGCAGCUCUCGAAGGUGACGGAGCUGUUGCAGAGGGCACUGGACAUGACAAGACGAAACGCGGAGCUAUCUCGCCUACAAGAACAAUAUUCAAGGCUGGUACGGUUACUGCAAACUGCUCUGGAUAUGUCCAAACAAAACAGAACAGAAAUAAGAGCGGAACAGAAAAUUCGUAAUCUCGUUCCGAUCAUACAAGCUGCUCUGGAAAUGAUAAGAGGGGGACAAAGAUAUUUAACGGCACCAUAUAGUGUAAAUUUGGGUCGUGUGUAUUGCACAGCAAAGCAGAAACCGUUGCGAUUCUACUCAAAGCAAAAUUUUGUUCCAUUAGAGGGUCGAAGUCGGUCAUGGAACCCUCCAGAAAAGAAUGCAAAAAUGAUGCUGACGUCACAAAUACCUCUAAAAAAGAUGUUGCAGAAUCAACAUAAUGCUCUCCCAGAACGAUAUCAAUCAAAACUUUUUCAUGACAACGCUCGAGUGACGCAGUCAACGCAAUUAAUCGGGCACAGUCAAAAGCAAAAAUCGCCUCAACGCCAUUCUGAACGAGAGAAGUGGUCCGAUGGAACGAAACAAAUUAGACAUAAACGAGAUCAAAAGCAGUCAAGAGAUGGAGCAAAAUUAAUGGAGAUCACGAAGGGUUCGCCGAAAAUGACCAAUAAAAGUAAUGCAAAUCGACAUCCUAAACAAAAUAGGAAGACGUCACAGACGGUGCAGACUGCAAUUGAACUUGAAUGUCGAAGUCAUAAUGAAAAGCUGUCGUCGAACGAAUCAAAAACUUCGCACCCCACAGUGAAUGCGGCAAGUGGAAAUGAGCAGCAUGGACGACUGAAACGAAAUGAAAAAACGAUUAUUCGCUCUCAGCCACGAACGAAACAUCAAAACAAAAGACAUUCACAUCAAAUUCGGGUUUCACAAAGUGCCCCGCAAAUGACAACUAAAAAUCAACCACGGUUCAAAAUGAAGCGUGAUAAGUGGACUACGAUGAGAAAACAACGAGAUCAGCAGUCACGAAGCUGUUCACAGUCACAGAAAUAUUCAUACAGCGAACCCGAGGCUUAUGCUGCAUAUGACAAAGAAUACCAAGCUGAACGAAUAGCUCGGAAGAUUCAUCGCAAUAAAAAGUUGCAGCGAUAUCAAUCCAAAUCCCGCAAGAAUCGUGCGGAUGAUAUCCGACGUGACGAUUACCGUUCUGCCGAGGAAUAG
Anisakis simplex (herring worm) is the source of this 2184-nucleotide messenger RNA. The record is from the annotation of a GenBank genome assembly. NCBI's taxonomy places the organism in Eukaryota, Metazoa, Nematoda, Chromadorea, Rhabditida, Anisakidae.